Messenger RNA from Syngnathoides biaculeatus (alligator pipefish), 3723 nucleotides. It is a transcript of the gene ide, whose product is annotated as insulin-degrading enzyme. The transcript has 25 exons. The record is from RefSeq and is a predicted model, not a curated record. The coding region runs from base 55 to 3078 and encodes 1007 amino acids. NCBI's taxonomy places the organism in Eukaryota, Metazoa, Chordata, Actinopteri, Syngnathiformes, Syngnathidae. Gene Ontology annotation, biological process: peptide catabolic process. Gene Ontology annotation, molecular function: metalloendopeptidase activity; metal ion binding. Gene Ontology annotation, cellular component: mitochondrion; cytosol; peroxisomal matrix.
CUGGAUUAAGAUGGCGGUCUGAAAGGCAAGGUUUGUUGUCGAUGGGUGCAAAGUAUGUUUAAGUGCAUCAACCGGACGGCGCAGUGCACGAGAUAUUGCCAAGCAACUGGACGCAGCUUCCACCUCAACAAAGAAAUGAAAAUGACAGACUCAGCCCUAAAGAGCGUGGUCGCAGACAUAAUUCGAUCUCCUGAAGACAAGCGAGUUUACAGAGGUCUGGAGUUUAACAAUGGAUUGAAGGCCAUGCUCAUCAGUGACCCAACGACAGACAAAUCAUCUGCUGCUUUGGAUGUCCACAUCGGUUCUUUAUCCGACCCGGCAAAUAUCGCAGGCUUGGCGCACUUUUGUGAACACAUGCUGUUCCUGGGGACAAAGAAGUACCCCAAAGAGAAUGAAUACAGCCAGUUCUUGAGUGAGCAUGCUGGCAGCUCAAAUGCCUUUACCAGUGGAGAGCACACUAACUAUUAUUUUGAUGUGUCUCAUGAGCACUUACAAGGAGCUCUGGAUAGAUUUGCCCAGUUCUUCUUGUGCCCACUGUUUGAUGAAAGCUGUAAGGACCGUGAGGUAAAUGCUGUGGACUCUGAGCACGACAAGAACCUGAUGAAUGAUGCUUGGAGGCUCUUUCAACUAGAGAAGGCCACCGGGAACCCAAAUCACCCCUUCAGUAAAUUUGGAACAGGUAACAAGUUGACCCUUGAGACAAGGCCAUCUAAUGAAGGCAUUGAUGUUCGCCAGGAGCUCCUUGCGUUUCACUCUACCUAUUACUCCUCCAAUCUAAUGGGCCUCUGUGUUUUGGGAAGAGAAUCCCUCGAUGAGCUAACCUCUAUGGUGGUCAAGUUAUUUGGAGAAGUAGAGAACAAGAAUGUGCCUAUCCCGGAAUUUCCUGAUCACCCCUUUCAAGAUCAAUAUCUAAAACAAUUCUACAAAGUGGUGCCCAUAAAAGACAUAAGGAAUCUCUAUGUGACGUUCCCCAUCCCAGACCUGCAGAAAUACUAUAAGUCGAACCCGGGACAUUAUCUGGGACAUCUGAUUGGUCAUGAAGGACCUGGAAGUUUAUUAUCGGAACUAAAAUGUAAAGGUUGGGUGAAUACACUUGUUGGAGGUCAAAAAGAAGGAGCUAAAGGAUUCAUGUUCUUUAUCAUCAAUGUGGACUUGACAGAAGAAGGCCUUUUGCACGUUGAGGACAUUAUCUUUCACAUGUUCCAAUAUAUCCAGAAACUGCGCACAGAGGGACCUCAGGAGUGGGUGUUUCAGGAGUGCAAGGAUUUAAACAAAGUAGCCUUCCGUUUCAAAGACAAGGAGCGACCGCGUGGCUAUACCUCCAAAGUGUCUGGUUUACUGCACUAUUAUCCGCUUGAAGAAGUUCUGGCAGCAGAGUAUCUUUUGGAAGACUUUAGACCAGACUUAAUUGAGAUGGUGCUGGACAAGCUGAGACCAGAAUUUGUCCGAGUUGUUUUGGUCUCAAAGUCAUUUGACGGUCAAACAGAUAAGUCAGAAGAAUGGUAUGGUACACAGUACAAACAGGAGGCUAUCUCUGAGGAGAUCAUCAAGAAAUGGGCUGGUGCGGAUCUCAACGGAAAGUUCAAGUUGCCAAUGAAAAAUGAGUUCAUCCCUACCAACUUUGAAAUUUAUCCCCUUGAGAAAGACUCUCCUGCUGUCCCUACUUUAAUUAAGGACACUGCAAUGAGCAAGGUGUGGUUCAAGCAGGAUGACAAAUUCUUCCUCCCCAAAGCGUGUCUGAACUUUGAAUUCUUCAGUCGCUACUUAUAUGCAGAUCCACUGCACUGCAAUAUGACCUACCUGUUGCUCAGGUUACUGAAGGAUGAUUUAAGAGAGUAUACAUAUGCAGCCCGCCUGGCAGGGUUGGUGUAUGGCAUAGCCUCAGGGAUGAAUGCCAUCCUACUGUCUGUUAAAGGUUACAAUGACAAGCAAGACAUCCUGUUGAAGAAGAUCAUUGAGAAGAUGGCCACAUUUGAGAUUGAUGAGAAACGUUUUGACAUAAUCAAGGAAGCGUACAUGAGGUCUUUAAAUAACUUCAGAGCAGAGCAGCCGCACCAGCACGCCAUGUACUACCUCCGUCUGCUAAUGACUGAGGUGGCUUGGACCAAAGAUGAGCUCAGAGAUGCUCUAGAGGAUGUAACUCUCCUACGCCUCAAGGCUUUCAUACCUCAGCUGUUGUCACGGUUACAUAUUGAAGCCCUUCUCCAUGGCAACAUCACCAAGGAGUCUGCCCUUGGGAUGAUGCAAAUGGUGGAGGACACUCUCAUUGAGCACGCUCGCACAAAGCCUCUCCUACCGAGCCAACUGAUCCGCUACAGAGAGGUGCAGGUUCCGGACGGUGGAUGGUACGUUUAUCAGCAGAGGAAUGAGGUGCAUAACAACUGCGGUAUCGAGAUCUACUACCAGACCGACAUGCAGACCACCAACGAGAACAUGCUGCUGGAGCUCUUCUGUCAAAUCAUCUCCGAGCCGUGUUUCAACACGCUGAGAACUAAAGAGCAGCUUGGCUACAUCGUGUUCAGCGGUCCUAGGCGGGCCAACGGGGUCCAAGGCCUUCGCUUCAUCAUCCAAUCAGAAAAGGCGCCGCACUACCUGGAGAGCCGCAUCGAGGCAUUCCUUUGCUCCAUGGAGAGAUCAGUGGAGGAGAUGAGCGAGGAAGCUUUUCAGAAACACAUCCAAGCUCUUGCCAUUCGCCGCCUGGACAAACCCAAAAAGCUGUCGGCGGAGUGUGCCAAGCACUGGGGAGAGAUCAUCUCCCAACAGUAUAAUUUUGAUCGAGAUAAUAUUGAGGUGGCCCACCUGAAGACGCUAACUAAAGACGACAUUAUGCAAUUCUACCGUGAGCGCCUGACCCUGGACGCCCCCAAAAGACACAAGAUGUCAGUGCACGUGCUAUCCAGAGAGAUGGACACCUGUCCCCUCGUUGGAGAAUUUCCUGCUCAGAAUGAUGUCACCUUGACUCCUGCGCCCUCUCUGCCCCAGCCGUCGCUGGUCCGGGACAUGACUGAGUUCAAGAGGAGUCUGCCCCUUUUCCCUCUGGUCAGGCCUCACAUCAACUUCAUGGCAGCCAAACUGUAAGCGGGCAAGCCGGACCGCAAACGCAUCCACACGAAGGAUCCACGUAUGCCGUCACGGAACAUCGGGAGGAUGAGGAUUUGACUGUGCCUGCAUGAGAGUGUGUGUUUGUUUGGUCGAGUACAUAUGAACGUGUGCGCCGCAGGCUGGAUCCACAAGGAGGAGAACCUUGGGAAGGGUGGGGGGGGGGGGUGUAAUAGAUACACAGAUCACCGUAGCUGUGAUUAACGGUAGAGCCUCAUGUUGGAGUUCAACAGGAGAUGCAACACUUCAAAAUGAUGUCACAGUCCUGUAUCCACUUUUUGUAGAGGACGACCACCCGACAAAGACUGACUCACUCAUGUCCCUCCCAUAUCUGCCUCGGCGCGAUGCUUUUAAACCUCGUAUGGUUGUCUUUUUAACCUGGUAAAAUGGUGGGACCCUUUUGAUGAGGUAUUUUUAAUCAGCUUACCUUGAAGAACCUCACCCAUAGAAAAAUUUAUUUAUUUUUAAUUUCCACUUUAAAUACUACAAAAAAUAUCUCAGGGGGACUGAUGAUCUGAUUUUUUUUUUUUUUUAAAACCUUCAGUUUUAGAUUCAAAUAAAGUUUUAUCGGAUUGCCAUCUCCAUUAUUUUGUUCAUUUUAAUAAAUGUGAGCUAAAAUUCUAA